GCCUUUUCGUUUACCUUUUCGUUUGCCUCAUCUGUUUGCCGCUCAAUUUUCCUGCCUCACCGUGCCCCCGCGAAAGCCCCCACACAUCCACCGCCUUCCCGAAGUGACCCAAAUUGCGCAUCCCCCAUUUGCCAGCGAAAUCGCGCAAAACAGGGACCACCUUUUACGCCGCACGAGGAGAAGUUGUAGUCGAGUUGGCCCCGCGGGAGUUGUACACACGGGCAACUGAGGAAAGUCGAGAAGGGCGCCUCCCUUUCAGUUAAGUGGAGUCCUCAUCACGAAAGCGCAUACACGCAAGCGCAUUCACACAGACCGUCGCAGCCGAGGAAAUAGCGCAGCUGCAGGCACACACGAACCGACGACCGUUGGAAGGCAUAUCCCCACACACCGCGUAUACCAUGUCGUACCCGUACUACACCGAGUUUUUUGUGCGCUUCCCCAAGUUCAAGGAGAGGGAGGAAAGCGAAAGGACCGUGGACCCCAGGAUCGAGUUGGAAAAAAAGUGCCAGGCAAAAUGCGUGCGACCCGUCAACGAGUAUCAGAGCUGCGUGAGCAGAGUACAGGCCAAGCCAGAAAUGAAGGGAAAUUGUCUUGGGCAGCACGAAGAAAUGUAUAUGUGCAUCGACCACUGUGUGGCGAAGGAUCUGUUUAACUACCUCGUAUAGCGUGUUCCCUCCCUGUGGAGGGUACACUCUGCGUUUUUUCCAAAGCGGAUAUUUCCCCGCCCUUUCGCUGCGCCGGCUGCGCGUUUUGAUUUUUUUUUUUUCACUCGUCCAUUUUGCUACACUUUGCUACACUGUGCUACGUUUUAAUUUCCCUUUGCCGGCCCCCCA
Plasmodium vivax (malaria parasite P. vivax) is the source of this 833-nucleotide messenger RNA. Its product is annotated as ubiquinol-cytochrome c reductase hinge protein, putative. Gene Ontology annotation, biological process: mitochondrial electron transport, ubiquinol to cytochrome c. The record is from RefSeq and is a predicted model, not a curated record. Bases 399 to 665 code for a protein of 88 amino acids. Lineage: Eukaryota; Apicomplexa; Aconoidasida; Haemosporida; Plasmodiidae. The transcript has a single exon.